Molecule: messenger RNA, 1242 nt
Organism: Arachis ipaensis
Lineage: Eukaryota; Viridiplantae; Streptophyta; Magnoliopsida; Fabales; Fabaceae
Source: RefSeq, a predicted model, not a curated record
AUGGAUAUUGGGGUGAUUUUCCAGGUACAUCAUGACAUGGAUGCUCCAUUAUCACAUUAUUUCAUAAACACAGGGCACAAUUCAUAUCUCACUGGGAAUCAACUAAGCAGCGAUUGCAGUGAGGUGCCAAUCAUACAAGCCUUGAAUAAAGGUGUUCGAGUUAUUGAACUUGACUUAUGGCCCAAUUCAAAUAAAACUGAUAUUGAUGUAGUUCAUGGAAGGACACUUACUGCUCCUGUGUCACUAUACAAAUGUUUAGUGGCCAUAAAAGAUAAUGCUUUUGUUGCUUCUGAAUACCCAGUCAUUAUAACUUUAGAAGACCACCUUACAAAAGAUCUUCAAGCUCUAGCUGCAGAGGUAACAAAUGAAAUAUUUGGAGAUUUGUUAUACUACCCUCCAGAAGAUGCAAUGGAUGAAUUCCCAUCACCAGAAUCAUUAAAAGGGAGAAUCCUAAUAUCAACAAAACCACCUCCAGUUGAUGAACUAAGAGAUACCUUUUCCAAGCGUUUGAUAAAGGAUGGUAAGGAAUCUGAAAGAGAAUCUGCUGAUGAAGCUCUAUCACCCCCUCCAAGCAUUGGUUCUGAUGUGGACGCUUGUGAUAGGUACAAUGCAAGUAGUGAUCGUGAAUGUGAAGAAGAAUUGACGCCUUCAAGUGAGAUACAUAGUGGAGUAAUUCAUUACAAAAGAAUGAUUACAAUCCAUGCUGGAAAACCCAAGGGUCAUAUAAAAGAUUCCUUAUCAGUUGAUGGCAAAGUUAAGCGUUUAAGUUUGAGCGAACAGGAAAUUGAAAGGGCUUCAUCUUCUUAUGGAGAUGAUCUUAUUAGUUUUACACAGAGGAAUAUUCUGAGGGUGUAUCCUAAGGGGACACGUGUCAACUCCUCAAAUUUCCGGCCACAUAUAGGGUGGUUGUAUGGAGCACAAAUGGUUGCAAUGAACAUGCAGGUGUCUAUACAUGGUGUACAAUAUGACAAAGCUAGGCACAGAACAAGGGUGAUUUCAGAUAAUUGGUUUCCAGUUUGGGAAGAAGAAUUUGAAAUCCCAUUGAAAGUUCCAAGUCUUGCAUUGGUUCUGAUAGAGGCAAGAGAGUAUGAUAAGCAUGAAAAGGAUGAUUUUGGAGGCCAAACAUGUUUCCCUGUCGAUGAAAUAAGACCGGGCUUCCGUUCAGUCCCUUUAUAUGAUGAAAAGGGCAAUAAAUAUAGCCAUGUAAAGCUUUUAUUGCGCUUUCAAUUUCAACAUAUUUAG